Closterium sp. Naga37s-1 is the source of this 1197-nucleotide messenger RNA. The record is from the annotation of a GenBank genome assembly. NCBI's taxonomy places the organism in Eukaryota, Viridiplantae, Streptophyta, Zygnematophyceae, Desmidiales, Closteriaceae.
AUGAGGGCGCUGGUGGCCGUGAAGCGCGUGAUCGACUAUGCCGCCAAGAUCCGCGUCAAGGCGGACGGGUCCGGAGUGGAGAAGGCGAGUGUGAAGAUGUCAAUGAAUCCCUUCUGUGAGAUAGCAGUGGAGGAGGCGAUACGGCUGAGGGAGAAGGGGGCGAUCAAGGAGGUCGUGGCGGUCAGCCUAGGCGUGCAGCAGUGCCAGGACACGCUCAGAACCGCCCUAGCGAUGGGGGCAGACAGGGCGGUGCUGGUGAAGGUGGAUGCGGCACAGGAGGAGGCGCUGGAGCCUCUGAUCGUGGCGAAGCUGCUCAAAGGGGUUGCUUUGAAAGAGACGGCUGAUAUGGUGUUCCUGGGGAAGCAGGCAAUAGACGACGACUGCAACCAGACGGGGCAGAUGCUAGCCGCACUGCUGGACUGGCCGCAAGCCACCUUCGCCUCCAAGGUGGUGCUGGAUGCGGCAGCUCGCAGCGCACAGGUCACGCGGGAGAUUGACGACGGGCUCGAGACCGUCAGCCUCAAGCUGCCAGCUGUCAUCACCACGGACCUACGACUGAACGAGCCACGCUACGCCACACUCCCCAACAUCAUGAAGGCAAAGAAGAAGCCUAUCGCUGUGCUAUCUCCUUCCGAGUUUGGGCUCGACCUUUCAGACCCGGCCACGCGCAGGGUGCAGGUGGUGGGGGUGAAGGAGCCGCCUGCACGUGUUGGGGGGCGGAUCCUUGGGAGUGUGGAUGAGCUGUUGGAUAAGCUCAAGAAUGAGGCCAAGUCGCGCGGCGGAGUUUCAGGUCACCCAGGCUCCCUGGACACUCCGUGGACGGCCAUCCGCACUGCUGCUCUUGCGGAUGCGAAGACGGUGGUGGUGGGGUGGAAGGACGAGGGCUGGAGUCCCAGCGUGCGCACGUGGCAGCCCCCCGUUGUGAACAAGGGUGACGUUCUUGUGUUCAAGUGGAACGACUGGCGGCACAAGCACAAUGUGGUGGCCAUGGAUAUGGAUGCCAGCCCUCGCGUGUUCCUGUGCUACUUUGGGGAUGCUGGCCCUCCCUUCACGGUGCUCUCCAAGGCCUCAAACCAAGGCAUGCUCACAACAACCUUUGAGGACUAUGUCGGGUACACCAGCAGCGUUGGCAACGACUGCAAGCAAGGCAUGAAGGUUCUCUUCUUUCCUCAACCCGAAUCAAUCAGGGCAAGCUGA